AUGGGCCAGGUGACAGGAGGCCUUGGCUGGCGGCUCAGCCUGCUGCUGUUACCCUUGCUUCUGGUACAAGCUGGUGCCUGGGGGUUCCCAACAGGUCCCCUGAGCUUGCAGGAGCUGCGCAGGGAAUUCACAGUCAGCCUGUACCUUGCCAGGAAGCUGCUCUCUGAGGCUCAGGGCUAUGUCCACAGCUUUGCUGAAUCGAGACUGCCAGGAGUGAACCUGGACCUCCUGCCCCUGGGGCACCAUCUCCCCAAUGUUUCUCUGACCUUCCAAGCAUGGCGUCACCUCUCUGACCCGGAGAGGCUCUGCUUCCUUUCCACCACACUUCGGCCCUUCCCUGCCCUGCUGGAAGGGCUGGGAAACCAGGGGACCUGGACCAGCUCAGAAAGGGGUCAGCUAUGGGCCAUGAGGCUGGAUCUCCGGGACCUGCACAGACACUUCCGCUUCCAGGUGCUGGCUGCAGGAUUUAACUGCUCUGCGGAGGAGGAGGAAGAAGAAGAAGAGGAAGAGGAAGAGGAAGAAGGGAAGGAACUGCUCCUAGGGGCUCUGGAUGGCCCCAAGCAGGUGUCAUCCCAGGUGUCCUGGCCCCAGCUGCUCUAUACCUACCAGCUCCUACACUCCUUGGAGCUUGUCCUAUCUCGGGCUGUUCGGGACCUGCUGCUGCUGACCAUGUCCCCACACCCAGACCCGGCUUUGGGUUCCUAACACCUAGCUUCCAGCCCUAUGGAGUGACCUUUAAGCUCCCU
Cricetulus griseus (Chinese hamster) is the source of this 746-nucleotide messenger RNA. Lineage: Eukaryota; Metazoa; Chordata; Mammalia; Rodentia; Cricetidae. The record is from RefSeq and is a predicted model, not a curated record.